Molecule: messenger RNA, 729 nt
Organism: Lachancea fermentati
Lineage: Eukaryota; Fungi; Ascomycota; Saccharomycetes; Saccharomycetales; Saccharomycetaceae
Source: the annotation of a GenBank genome assembly
AUGCAUCUUUCGGUUUUCCUGUUUCUGCUCACUUAUCCACUCUCCGUACUAUGUGAAGUUCACAGUGUUAAGUCGCUAGAUUUCUUCUACGAUACGGUUAAUACUGAGUCCUACACAGUGGUUAAGUAUUUUACGACGUGGUGCUCUCAUUGCAAGCAUCUAGGCCCAGUGUUCGAUCAAUUAAGCAACAAAUUUGACAACGCCUCCAUGGCAAAUAUCACCUUUCUUGAGGUGAACUGCGAUUUGUUUGGAUCAACACUAUGUAGACGGUUGCCAGGUUAUCCUGUCGUCGAGCUUAUUAAGCCUUUAGUAAUCGACGAAGAAGUCGGAAUCUCAGAUCUCUAUAAUGAAUCCAGAUUACCAUGGUACAAACGCCUUAUUAAUCGUGUAAGUCAAGGCGGGUUCAAUCCUGCGUGGACCUUGGAUUUGUCUCGCGUUGUCGAGUUCAAGGGAAACCGCAACCUGGACGUUCUCAGUAACUUUAUUGAGCAGGCUAUUGAGAAGAAUGCAAAAGAUGUUUUAGUUGAACAAAUCAUGUCUGGUAAAGAAUGCAAUACUGAGGCAUGCGAGAAAGGUAGAAAGUAUCUCGAUAACGUUAUAAAUGUGGGCGCUGAGAUAAAGAAACUGCAAGGAAUUCUAAAAAGCAACCCUGACGAAGAACUCGAGGAAAUCAAGUUUAGGCUACGUCUCCUCCAAGAUCAGGAAGAUCUCAACCAUGACGAGUUGUAA